AUGCUGACUUCGCGCUUCUUGCCUUUCUGCAGGGUGGCUGUCAACGCACAAACAGGACGCUACCCGUUUUUCCCUUUCUGUCAAUGCACAAAGACGCCAUCGCCAUACAAGCUGUCGCCUUCCGUGAAGGCCAUGGGCAAGGGAAGGUUCUGCUUCACGCUGAAUGUGAAUCCGCCUGCCUGCAGCUUUCCCUGUUGCAAGGCCGACCUCAGGAAGAUAGAGCUGAACGUUAACCCAGAGUGUGACGCCUUCGGUGUCACAAUCAGGGCCACCGUCGAUGGCAAGUUCACUCCGGUCGCCCCAUCCUUCGACGAGCCAGACCAGGGUCCCAUUGGCGCCAAGAUUCUCCGCAUCCCGCAGCUAGGGCUUGGCCUGAACAGCGAUGGCGCCGAGAUCUGUAUCACGCUGUCCAAGCCCAAGGGUGGCGCGGGCUGCACUACCCUUGAAUCCCUGUGCGUGCCGCCGGGCAACAUGACCACCGGUGUCUGCUCCGCCGCCCUCUUCGACUCUUCUAAUGACUGCUGCCCCAUCUCCUCGGUCAACGUGCCAAGCCCUCCGCCGCCGUCGCCACCCCCGCCAUCGCCUCCACCACCCCCACCACCCCCACCGCCGCCGCCCCCACCGCCGGAAUGUGUUUUGUGCACUUCCGUCAUCUACAGUUCCGCGGGUUCCAUUUUCUCGUAUUCAGUUCCCAAGAGUACCUGCGACCAGCUCUCCAGCGAGAUCUCGACUUCUAUUACCGCCCAGGCUAAUGCGAUUGGCGCAGCAAUUAUCCCGACACCGGCCGCCAUCACUUGCGAGAGCGACAAGAUUACAGUGUGCACUACCUUCCUGUCGGCUGCGGAUGCUCAGAAGCUCAAGGAGGACAACUGGCUAGACAGCCAGGUUGCUAUUUGGGUGUCGCGGGCCACGCAGAACUGCCCGGCGACUCUUGACGGGUAUUCCGUUAGUGUGUUUGCGGAUUCGGACUGCGUGAGCGCUGGCGCCACUGCUAGCUGCUUCCUGAGUAACCUGGAGUUCCCCAAGUGCGAGUGCAACACCGGUCGCCUGUCGACGCCCUUCGUGGUGCUGCCGUCCUUCACCCGCCUGCCAGGCCGGGACAGGACCACCAACCUCUUCUGUUUCAAGAUUGACGUCAGGACGCCUAAGAACAAGGGCCGCUGCGGCCAGAGCACCAUUAUGGCCAAGUUGGAGAUGUGGGCCAACGAUGACCUCAGACGCAGCGUGAAGGGUGUCGGCCUGCAGGCUAAUGGCGCUGCGAAGAUGAAAUUCCAGGAAGCUGCCUGGGGGAAGUACGGCGAACAGACCAUGAAGUUCACUCCCCUAGACUGGACUAUGGAACAGGCCAAGAACGCCACCGUCUGCGUGGAGCUGGUCAAGGGCGUAUCCCUGGGCGAUUUCUGCAACACCGGUUCUAAUACGUGCUGGCUGAACAUCUUCGACCCAAGCGGGGACUGCUGCCCGCUCUUCCCUUCAUCGUUAUAAAAGGCUUCUUCAUGCAGGCGCAAGCUGUUGCUUCCCUGAUUGAUGACAAGCGGUUGCCUCCCGCUUUACUUCGCUAGACGAACAGGACAACGUUUGCACUACGAUUCUUGACUUCAGACCAAGCACUUGGUGACAUCAAGAGAUUUUGUGGGAGGGAGCUGUUUCAUACCGCGGAUCACAAAAGGACACUCAUUUACCGUUGGCACACUUCAUUACUCAUGCCUGCCACAACUCCGAUUUGCCAUCCCGCGGGCGCGAGCUGCUCUAACGUGCUUUACAUGUAUCGUUCUUGACAGUUACUUGCUUGGACGUUUCUUGACCAAAUGACUGUUGUGAGUAUUAUUGCCUGUUAAGCUGUUUUGUGGCGACGCAAUAGCUUCUCCGAGACAAAUUUGACGCCCCCAUCACGACUAAUGCUAUUCAUGUGUAUCUUACCUGCAUUGGGUGCCAGGUUCGCUCCUGCAAAUGGUAGCGUGCCUGGCACUCGCCUUGUCGCACUUUGCAAUGCCUUUGUAACUCUGGAGCUUUCCUAUCAGUAUGGGUUGGGCAUACGGGUGCUGGCGUGUGUGGAUGGUCUGGGUAGGCACAUGUAGAUGAUGGGAACCUUUCACGGCCUCACCCUGUUGGCGCCCACUUGUUGGCGCUUCUCGUCAUGUGUGUAAACAAAGGAUUGACCAACCAAAUGCGACUGCUUUCGCAAGCAAUCGUUCUGCGCCAAUCCUUGCAUGUGCCCCUAGUUGCGGCACGCUGCAAAUCACACCGUGCAUAUCCAACCUCGGCAUCCCUGCACAAACCGCCUGCCAUCCUCCUCUAUCCUGUGUGGGUGGUGAUGACUGAACUCGCGCGCUGCUGCCGGCAGCGCGACAGUUGCUAACUGCGGCCCACAUUUCCACAUUCCUAUAUUCCCACGUCUCAUGUGGGAGGUAGGGGUAGUGGGAAGGGGGAGGGUCAAAGGGAGAAAGGGCGCAAGGUUCAGAAAUUAAAGGACGCAAAAAGAGGACCACCCACAGAGGGAUAGGAGCGGAGGAGAGAGGAGCAAGCACGUCGUGUUUCUUGCCGUGGAGCUGCGCAUUGUCACGCGCGCACACGUUUUUUUUGCAACCUCGCACUAACCGGUUACGCGGCCGUAGGUGGUUCUCCCUCCUCCCGCUCAUAUCUUUUCGCCCACGAAAUCACAUUCCCACAAGGCGUCGCCAUUGCACGCGUGCUGUAUGCCGUACUGGAUAAUGGAUGACGCAAGCGCGUGAAAGGUUGCCUAGAUAAUUUGCGUGAUAUACCGUCCAUUCGCUGUAGUUUGGAGUUACUGGUGGAGGCUGAUGCGCUGGCGGGCCUAAUUGGAAGAGCAGCUGAGCCUCGAAUUCGCUGUGUCACCCAAUAGGUGGAGCAGUCAACCCAGCCACAAAGUCAGGAAGUUUCAGGAUUGAGGAAUGAGCCUCCAUGAAUAUGCACCCAAUAUAUAUCAUCGCAUCGCAGAGCUUAACCGAGCGGAUUUUAAGUGUUGAGAAUGUAUCUUUGCACUGUAUAAUUAAAAAUUGGUAAGCCCCGCGAUUGGGGCGUAAGCAAUAUGCAAUGCGAUUGUGUUACGAUAGAUACACGGGCAGCGCAUCACUGGUACGAACGAUUUCUUAGGUCGCCUUGAUUAAGCACCGCAGAUGUAAAACUCAAUACAUGUCGG
Molecule: messenger RNA, 3160 nt
Organism: Volvox carteri f. nagariensis
Lineage: Eukaryota; Viridiplantae; Chlorophyta; Chlorophyceae; Chlamydomonadales; Volvocaceae
Exons: 6
Coding region: 1-1485 (494 amino acids)
Source: RefSeq, a predicted model, not a curated record